Messenger RNA from Porites lobata, 2656 nucleotides. NCBI's taxonomy places the organism in Eukaryota, Metazoa, Cnidaria, Anthozoa, Scleractinia, Poritidae. The record is from the annotation of a GenBank genome assembly.
GAAAAACAUUCGGCUGGUGCACGAUAUACCAAGCGAAUAGCAAGUCUCGAGUUGCGUCACAAAGAACUCAACAAUGAUCGUUAUCUCUUACACAAUAACAAAAUAACCCUCACACAAUAGAACGAGACAAUAGUGCAUAUAUUGACUUGUCAUAUCGAGCAUCAUCCAAACAUUCGCUCAUUUGUUUAAUAACCACGUUUAACUGAGUCUGGAUUUCUAAUUUCUUUCUAGUAGCAACAACCGGCCUGGGUAACAGCAAGUCAGCUGACAAUUGGAUAAUCGCGAUUGCGAUUUUAACGUCUGGAGUUGGCCUUGUUUUGAUCGUGUUUACGGCGUAUCACUUUAUUAACAAAAAGUUUGGCACAGGAUACCGCGCGUGUAAACGUAAGAUGACAUCCAAUCAUUUAUCAAGCAAAGGAAAUCUCCAAAAAGGGCUUUGUCACGAGGAUACUUGGCUGAGAUCAUUACUUAAUGUCUCACAAAAUGCUAAGAAGAAGAUUCCACUCAAAUUUUAUCAGGGAGCACUAACCAUAACAUUUUUUGGCGAUUUUUAGCGACUUUCCGCGCUUAGCACUGAAAAGUAUAAGCGCUAUAUAAAUAUUUUAUUAUUUAUUAUUUAUUAUUAUUUUUGUGGGCAGAGCUUCAAAACUUAAAAAUGUUGGUUUUAACUGUUUAAGCUUUCAAUCCAUUUCCAUCCUUGCCAUCCCUUUCAACAGAAGACAAGAAAAAAAAUUUAAUGCCUAAAUUACAUAAUUCUAUAAACAUAUUACAUAUUCCUAUUACAUAUUCCUAUAAAUGCUAAAUUACCUAAAUUACACAUAUAUAAGGCUACCAUACCAGGGGCACCCAACGACGGUUUUCUGUAAACUAGCUGUUCGGAGAAGCAAAUAUUGCCUAGAAUUUUUUACUACUUGAGGACGACUAAAAAUUUCGAGAUUACCGUUCCAUUCAUGUACAAUUUUCGAAGCAUAUCGUAUAAAUUCCCUACAAUUUUCCGACGCUUAAUUUUCACAUUUUACUUCCCGAGUUAGGCUUUUUUUUGUAGGAAAAAGGGAGCCUAAAAUUUUCGGAUUCAAAUUUUUGGCGUUGAGAAUCAGAAAACGUCUCACUUUCGUUAUACGCCAAAUUUCACCUAAAAUUUUCAGAAAAAUAACCCUCACGCCCCUGUAGUUUCAGAAAGACUCAAGUUCCCCUAGAAUGACCGAACAGAUACAAAGUUUAUAGUGCCGCUUAGAAUGCAUUUCUAGAUAGCUUAAAGUACUCUGGAUAGCCUAAAAAGUGUUUUCAAUGUAUUUAGGGGGAAACCAUCAUUGGGUGCCCGUGCCAUAUUACCUAAACCAACACUAUCACACUAUAUGGCACUUUUGCAGGAAAUGAGACGAGAGAAAAUUAUAAAAGCUUCAGGAAAGGGCACACCGUAUUUUGUUCAAUAGCUAGUAACUCGUUUACUUAUAAUGAACUGUGAAGGAAAUCCAAUCUCAGCAUAUCUCAUAACAGGCGACUGCAUGAUAUUUCAAUAACUAUUUUCAAAUAUCACACAGGUCUAUUGCCUACAUAUUUGUAACUAAGUUCCUGAAGUACAAUUUAAGAACUGAGAAUAAUAUCCAGAAUUUCAACACUGUUAGAUAUAGUAAACAUUCGAUGAGACAUUUCGGACCAAACCUACGGUCUAGACUUCCGAAAGAAAUUAGAAAUAUCUCAUCGUUUAGAUCUAGAAUUAGAAAAACAAAGAUAGCGGAACUGGUUACUAAUUCUAACUCUCAGAACUGCUAUUUAUGCCACUCUUAAGUUACUUUUGUGCUUGUAUUCUUAUGUAUAGCGAUACAUUCUUAUCACACAUUUUGUACAUCUGAUUUACACCACUAUAUUUAUAAUCUUACAGUGGAGAGUAUCACAAAAACUGCUUAGUAGGCCUGUGUAUUGUGAAAUAAAUGAUCAAUGAUAGUCACCAAACCAAGAUACCCGAUUUCCCAGGGUCAUCUAAGUCCCCUGUUCAGUAUUUAAUAACUAUAUGAUAUAUAUCUCAAAUUGUUUUAAGGCGAAUCGUGAGGAGGAAUCCUAGUAACUGGAGCGUAUAUAUAUGUAGGAAGUGCUAACAGUGGAAAUAUGCAGUCAGUAUGUCGGAAAAAAAACUCGAUGUGUUAAAAAAACACAUAAUAAUAUAUAAUAAACAAUAAACAAUUGUUUUGUGUUUGUUUGCUUCGCAGAUGACUUUGAAAUAGGAGUUAUGAGCAAUCAGCUUUUCGUCAGCUAUAGCUCCAAAGAUAUGGCCUGGAUCAAUGAAAAUCUGAUCCCCAUUCUCGAAAAGCACUCCGUAUCCUACAGCAUUCACACCCGAGACUUUGAGUUGGGACUGCCUAUCGUCCAAAACAUGGCAGACAGCGUCUACGGCAGCCGCAAAGUUCUGAUUGUCUUGUCCGACAACUAUUUCGCCAGCAACUUCUGUCGAGAAGAGCUGCACAUGGCCGUCCAAAGGGAGGCGGACAGCCGAGAUUCUUCGCUUAUUCUUGUGGCGAUUGACAAGUUGAAGAAAAAGAAGUUGCCUGGUGCUUUGAGAAACAUGCAUUUGCUUGACUUUGCGAAGCUUAAGAUAAAACAGGAUUGGGAGAAAAAGUUGUUAAAUGUGGUAGCAGGCCCAGGGGCCAAAGUUGCUUAA